AUGCCCACUAUAGGAGGCUUUACUGUAACACCAGUAUCAAAUCCCGAGCACGUAGAAACUAUUCAUUCAUCACCACUUGCCGAACUACGUCCAUUAACAUCUCAAUCUGCUCACUUUCGAACACCAUCGCCAAAAGUAGAAAAAAUGCAAAACGAUAUAACGAAUACCUCAACUGAACUGCGUUGGAAUACAACAGGUUCCACUGUGGCUGGUACUGGAGUUUCAGGUUCUACUGAAACUAAUCGACUAAACGAUCCCAGUGACAUCGUAUUGGAUUCAUCGAAUGCUCUUUAUAUUGCUGAUCAGUCUAAUAACAGAGUCGUGAAAUGGAUAACCGGUGAGUCGACGGGAACUACUGUUGCUGGUCAGGCAAAUGGAGGAAAUCUAUUGAUGUCUAUUUCAGGUACCAAUGGUUCUGCCCUCAGCCAACUAUCCUAUCCAAAUGGUAUUAAUUUUGACUCGAGCUCCAGUAUUCUUUACGUAGCAGACACCAAUAAUCAUCGCAUUAUGAGCUAUGCCUCGAAUUCAUCUAUUGGUACUUUGGUUGCCGGUGGAAAUGGAUCAGGAACGUCAUCUCAUCAAUUAUAUUCCCCAUAUGCAGUUCAUUUUGAUUCAUUUUCGAACAGCCUAGUGAUUGCCAACUAUGGUGCCCAUAAUAUUGUUCGGUGGGUUAUAGGUGCCAGUGGUUGGACACUUAUUGCUGGAUAUAUUGGUUCAUAUGGUAGUACAGCAAUGACGCUCACAUACCCUACAGAUGCGAUAUUCGAUCCAAUGGGAAACAUUUAUGUAGCCGACCGCAACAAUGACCGUAUACAGUUUUUUCGUGCUGGCCAAACCAAUGGAACAACUAUCGUCGGUAUCUCAGCGACACCUGGUAAUACACCUAACCUACUCUAUCGGCCAUAUUCGAUAGCACUUGACAAACAACUUAAUCUUUACGUGACGGAUUCAAACAAUAACCGAGUCCAAAAAUUCCAACGAUACUAA
Molecule: messenger RNA, 987 nt
Organism: Rotaria sp. Silwood1
Lineage: Eukaryota; Metazoa; Rotifera; Eurotatoria; Philodinida; Philodinidae
Source: the annotation of a GenBank genome assembly